Lycium barbarum (goji berry) is the source of this 1510-nucleotide messenger RNA. RefSeq names its product deSI-like protein At4g17486. Gene Ontology annotation, molecular function: deubiquitinase activity. Bases 409 to 1158 code for a protein of 249 amino acids. The record is from RefSeq and is a predicted model, not a curated record. Lineage: Eukaryota; Viridiplantae; Streptophyta; Magnoliopsida; Solanales; Solanaceae. Gene Ontology annotation, biological process: protein deubiquitination. The transcript is spliced from 4 exons.
UUGUCAAAAGGUGCAAAAAAUGAUCAUGAAAACUGAAAAGAAUUUAUCUUAUCUCACUUGUUGGACCUCUAAAAUGUCAGGUCUUUCUAUGAUGAAUAAAAAUGAAAAGAAUAAAACUUUGGAUCCUUUAUAAAUCACCUUCACUUUCCUUUUUCUUUUCAUUUUCACAAGACAACAGUCCCACCUGAUUCUUUUUUACCUGCAGCUUUAGUUUCUUUCAAUCAGUCACACGCUGUCAACUGUUGAACAAUGUGCAUAUUUUUUCAAGCACAAAUUCUAUUUUUACCCUGACUAUGAAUACCCUUUUGGAAUCUUGGCGUAGAUACGUUCUUUUCUUGCUCUGAUGAGUGUUAUUGCCUAAAAAGGUAGAAACUAGGUAUUUGAAGCAUUCCUAGUUUUGCCUUGAACAUGAAAUCAAAAUUAAAGAAUGGCUUGUGUUCUGUGGUGCCUCUUCAUUUACAAGGUGAAUCUACAACACGUUUUUGCAUGUUUCCUAAAGUGAAGUCAGCUUGCUGCAGUCCAGGCAACACACCUGUUUACCUGAAUGUAUAUGACUUGACACCUGUUAAUGGCUAUUUCUACUGGGCAGGCAUAGGCGUCUUCCAUACAGGGGUGGAAGUUCAUGGUGUUGAAUAUGCUUUUGGAGCACAUGACUAUCCAACAAGUGGAGUCUUUGAGCUUGAACCUCGACAGUGCCCUGGCUUUAAAUUUCGAAAGUCGGUGUUCAUGGGGACAACAUAUUUGGAUCCCAUCCAGCUUAGACAAUUCAUUGAGCGCCAAUCAGCAAACUACAAUGGUGACUCAUACCAUUUAAUUGCUAAGAACUGUAAUCAUUUCUCGGAAGAUAUCUGUUACAGGUUGACUGGGAAACGGAUACCUAAAUGGGUGAAUCGGCUAGCAAGAGUAGGUUCAUUUUGCAACUGCAUACUUCCAGAAGCCCUAAAAGCUUCCACAGUACAACAUGGCACAAAUGUGCAAAACUAUGACAGUGAGAAGAGAAGACUAAGAAGUUCUUUCAACUGUUUGUCUUCUAUCUCAAUGCGUCAAGGUGAGAAAGAAGUAUCAAUAUCAUCGCUGUUCAUGCACUCCCACUAUAAAGGCUGUCUGCCACCUUGGGAAUCCAAAAAAUCUAGAAGCCGGUCUUUGAAGGAAGGAUAAGGUCUCCGUAAAUCUCUAUAUGGAAAUCUGUGUGAAUACUGACUUCUUUGUCAGAUAACCAUUGUUACAUCUAGCCAUUCCGCGAGCUUGUUGAAAUAUUUUCCGGGCUCUCAUCUGACUAAUGAACAGUGCUUGCUGCUGAGAUUCUGGUGUUACAAGUUCUGCUGUCCAUUUCAUAUGCUGAUCUUUCCAAAGAUCAAAUCUUUGCAUCAGUCCCAGAAAUGUAUUUGUCUGUUAAUUGUCAGUUUCUUGUUUGAUACUUAAAACUGAGAGGUUCUUGUUUCUCAGGUGGUAGAAAUUUAAUUUUCAGGAUCAUGAGCAAUUUGCUAAAGAUAUUCUUAUUCUUGUAUUA